This is a messenger RNA of Sungouiella intermedia, 669 nucleotides long. Lineage: Eukaryota; Fungi; Ascomycota; Pichiomycetes; Serinales; Metschnikowiaceae. The record is from the annotation of a GenBank genome assembly.
AUGUUUCGAACCUUCACCCGUUUAACCGUUCCCGUCGUAGCCUUUGGUGCCGGAUUUGCUCUAUUCCCUAGUCUGUGGAGAAAAGGAAACUGGCAGCCCUCGAAAUUGACCCACAUCAACAAGUCUGUGUUGGAGACUAUUGAGUCGUCUUCUCUUUACCAAAAACUCGACAAGGAUGACUCCACCAUCAAGUACUACACUAGUGAAAUGUUCCCUGAACAGCACCAUAAGAAUCAUGUGGGCACGGGUCUACUUUUCGGACCCAAUCUUUUUGAAAUUGACCCGGUUCUUUUCAUUAAUGAGUCCAAAGGUGAACUCACUGGUUUCUACCAUUUGGGCAAGGAAUUGAUCAGUCAGGACGGUCUAAUUCACAAUGGAGUCACGUCCACCAUCUUGGACGAAGGAUUAUGUGCAUGCGGAUUUGCCAAAUUGCCGUCUAAAAAGGGUGUGACUGCCAAUCUUACCAUUAACUUUCAUAACCAGGCGCCUCCUGAUUCUACAGUCGUUCUACACGCGAAAGUGGUGGAACAUAGGGGUCGCAAAGUGGUGAUUGAAGGCACCUUAUCCACAUUCACUGUGGAUGGCACUAAUGCUACGGAAAUUGCAACGUCACGGUGCGUUCUUGUAGAACCGCAAUGGUUCCGGUACUUGAGAUGGCUAAACUUGUAG